UUUCUCUCUCUACUUUUCCGAUGAAGCCCACCACCAAGUUCAUCGUCCUCCACCCUUCUAUCCACAAGCACGCCACCACCGGUACUGCUGCCGGAGGACCUUCUCCUCAUCCUAAUCACCGUCUAUGGCUUUUCACUCUUUUUUCCCUAUUCUCCUUCGCCUUUACUUUUUCCCUCUUCACUACACUCCCUUACACUAGAACCACCGACUCCUCCACCGCCGCCGCCGCCGCUUCCACACACCCCUUGCCCAAACCCAUCUUCGACGCCCUCCUACACUACGCCGGAACUGCACCAAACUCAACAAACCCCUCACGGAUGUCCUCCGCAGAACUUAACUCCAUUGCCUCCGUCCUCCGCCGCUGCUCCUCCCCCUGCAACCUCCUUGUUUUUGGUCUCACUCACGAAACCCUCCUCUGGCACGCCCUAAACAUCAAUGGCCGGACGACAUUCGUCGACGAGAGCGCUUACUUCAUCUCAAAACUCGAAGAGAAACACCCGGGAAUCGAAGCGUACGACGUUCAGUUCACAACCAAAGUCAGCGAUCUACACGAAUUGAUCGAUUACUCGAAAUCGGAGGUCAGAAACGAGUGUAAGCCCGUACAGAACCUCCUCUUCUCCGAAUGCAAAUUAGCCAUCAACGAUUUACCAAAUCACGUAUACGACGUCGCUUGGGACGUCAUUUUGGUAGACGGCCCACGUGGGUAUUUCCCGAAAGCACCCGGGAGACUCGCCGGUAUAUUCACCGCCGGCGUGCUAGCCCGGAGCAAGAGGAGCGGCGCCGACGAGACCCACGUUUUUGUUCAUGAAUUUGACAGGGAAGUAGAGCGAGUGAGUAGCAAUGAGUUUCUAUGCAGCGAGAAUCUGGUGGAAACGGUGGAUUUAUUGGGCCAUUUUGUGGUGGAAAAGAGGGAUUACCAUAUCAACAAUUUUCAAUUCUGUCGAAAUCCGCCAUCGUCGGCGGAGACGGUGGCGACAUUACUGUAAUCAUCAUAUACCCAGAUGAUGGAACAGAAAUUAUAGGCAAAUCUCCGACCAGUUUAUGUAAAUACCAUAGUAUUUUAUAUUCGAGAAUUUCUUCUUGAUGCUUUUCAAUUUCAAAU
Messenger RNA from Cynara cardunculus var. scolymus (artichoke), 1102 nucleotides. Its product is annotated as protein IRX15-LIKE-like. Lineage: Eukaryota; Viridiplantae; Streptophyta; Magnoliopsida; Asterales; Asteraceae. The transcript has a single exon. The record is from RefSeq and is a predicted model, not a curated record. Gene Ontology annotation, biological process: xylan biosynthetic process. Bases 21 to 986 code for a protein of 321 amino acids.